AUGGAGGCAAAGUUUGUUGUUAAUAUGGGAGACCAAGCUCAAGUGCCCAUUUUGACUUUUUCUGCAUCAAGUCCUUGUCUUACUUCACUUGGGAGCUCUUUCUUUUUCCGACUUACACAAAAUGAUUCAAUCCAAGUGAAAGCCAUAAGUGAUAUUGUACAGAACUUUGGAUGGAGACAAGUUGUUCCCAUCUAUGAAGACACUUCUUAUGGGGAGGGAAUCAUACCGUUUCUAAUCGAUGCCUUGCAAGCAGUUGACGCUCAUGUUCCCUACAGAAGUGUAGUUUCUCAUAUAGCCACUGAUGAUCAAAUUCAAAUUGAGCUUUACAAGUUAAUGACGAGGCAAACUAGAGUCUUCAUUGUUCAUAUGAAUCUUGAUAUGUGCUCUAAGUUAUUUGCCAAGGCAAAAAAGAUUGGAAUGAUGAGUGCAGGUUAUGUUUGGAUCACAACUGGUGGGAUAUAUAAUCGUUUAAAUUCGAUGAGUUAUUCAGACCUAAAUUCCAUGGAAGGUGUAUUAGCUAUGGCAGUCGAACAAGUUGGACAUACAAGCAUUGAAUAUCCAAAUGCGAGUGAUUUCUUCAAGGCAACAAAUCUUGAUGCCCUUAAGGUAUCUCAGUAUGGUCAAAAACUUGUUCGAGCCCUGUCUGGUACUAAAUUUGAAGGUUUAGCUGGAGAUUUCAAUGUCGUAGAAGGGGAGCUUCAGUCAUCAACUUAUAAGAUAAUUAAUGUAAUUGGUGCUACGACCAAGGACAUUGCAUUGUGGACUCCAGAAAAAGGAAUGGUUUCAACAAACACAAGCAAAACCUGUACUAAUUCCAAGUGCAUUUUUGGAACCAUUAAAUGGCCAGGUGAUUCUUUCUCUGUUCCUAAAGGAUGGGAAAUCCCAACUAAUAGAAAGAAGUUGAGAAUAGGAGUUCCUCUCAAGGAUGGUUUCACUGAGUUUGUUAAGAUCACGAAAGAUCCUUACACUAAUACAACGGCUGUCACAGGGUUCUGUAUUGAUGUUUUCCAUGCUGCAGUGAAAUUAUUACCAUAUCAUCUUCCUCAUGAGUUCAUUCCUUAUGAAAAUUCUAGUGGCUCGAUGGCUGGGACUUAUGAUGAUUUGGUCUAUGAAAAAUUUGAUGCUGUUGUUGGAGAUACAACAAUUAGAACAAACAGAUCCUUGUAUGUUGACUUUACAAUGCCAUACACUGAAUCUAAUGUAGGAAUGGUUGUGCCAAUCAGAGACAACAAAAGCAAAAAUGCAUGGAUCUUCAUGAAGCCUUUGACAUGGGGCCUUUGGUUGACAACUUUGUGUUUCUUCAUCUGGGAGAGAGUGGUCAGCAACUCGGCUAGAUUUGUGAUGAUUGUUUGGGUAUUUGUUAUGCUCAUAGUGACACAAAGCUACACAGCUAAUCUAUCAUCCCUAUUAACAGUCCAACAACUCCAGCCCACUGUUUCUGAGUUAAAUGAUCUUUUAAGGAAUGGCGAUAUUGUCGGAUACAGCAAGAAUUCUUUUGUUCGUGAGAUCUUGAUUGGAAUGGGUUUUAAUAAUACCAGGCUCAAGGAAAUUAAUUUGGUGGAAGAUGGUGAUAAAGAACUCACAAAAGGUACUGCGAAGGGUGGUAUUGCUGCUUUUGUUGGUAAUACCCUAGGCUUGGAGGUUUUUAUUGCAAAAUACUGUUCCAAAUACAUCAUGGUUGGACCUAUCUCCAAAACUAAUGGGUUUGCCCACUACUAG
Molecule: messenger RNA, 1719 nt
Organism: Rosa chinensis
Lineage: Eukaryota; Viridiplantae; Streptophyta; Magnoliopsida; Rosales; Rosaceae
Product: glutamate receptor 2.2
Exons: 4
Coding region: 1-1719 (572 amino acids)
Cellular component (GO): plasma membrane
Molecular function (GO): signaling receptor activity; ligand-gated monoatomic ion channel activity
Source: RefSeq, a predicted model, not a curated record